Molecule: messenger RNA, 627 nt
Organism: Rotaria sp. Silwood1
Lineage: Eukaryota; Metazoa; Rotifera; Eurotatoria; Philodinida; Philodinidae
Source: the annotation of a GenBank genome assembly
AUGCCAUACUCUCGAUCUCGCUCUCGUUCACCGAUGACAUCAUCCUAUCGUCGUGAACAAUCACAUUCACCGUAUAAUAAUGAUGGUCAAGAAGAAAAUGGUUGUCGUAUACAUGUUGCAGAUCUUUCAACAAAUUGUACAAAACAUGAAAUUGAAAAAGCAUUUGAUAAAUGGUCUUUAAUUGAAGUAUGGCAUGCACAAGCAUCAUGCUUUGCAUUUGUUGUUUUGCGUCAUCGUCAUGAUGGACAACAAGCCAUCAAUGAACUUGACGGCCAAUAUAUUGGUGAUGCACGAGUACGAGUUUCAUUAGCUCGACCACGUACACGUGGUGCUGGACGACGACAUUUUGAUCCAAAUAUGCGAUGUUAUCAAUGUGGUUCUCGAGGUCAUUUUAGUCGAGAUUGUGGUAAUAAUCAACGAAAUUAUAAAAGAAAUGGUAAUGGAUAUCGAUCUAAUUCAUAUGAUCGUCGUCGUGAACGAUCCUAUUCUCGAUCUCGUUCUCGAUCACCUCGUCCUCGAGUUAUUCGUGACUAUCAUCGUUAUAGUCCUCGUCAAAUAUCACCAUCAUCUCAUUACAAAUCUCGUGAUAAUCGAUCUGGUUAUUAUACAAGUCCACCUCGAACAUGA